CUUGGGCUGAUUGGAUGCAAACAAAGUAGUCACACGGACGAGCCUCGUUCGUUCGUUCGUACGUUCGAAACCUGACAACGAGCCAUGAACCGACCAGGCUUGGGCGGGACUUCCCCCACGAGUUUCUCCUCCGGCGCGCCGGGAAACGGAUGCGCCCCCGCGGAGCUGAGCGACAUGGACAAGGACAAUCUGAGGUUCGAACUUGCCAAGAUGGAAGAGGAAAUUCAUACCCUCAGGGAGGUUCUGCUGACCAAGGAGCGGGACGCUGCGGAUAUCAGGAGGCAACUGGGUCUGGGCCCUCUCACCAACCUCAAAGAGAACCUGUCCAAAGGCUGGCAGGAAGUGCAGACUUCUUCCCCGUACCUCACGGCCUCGGCGGUCCUGGACGACAUCAACCAGUCCAGCGUAUGCGUGAGGACCAAGGAAGGUCUGGCCCAUGCGGGUCACGUGACCUCCUCCGCGUUGUCCAACGUGGGCGUGGCCAUCACCAGGAGGCUGGCCCAGAUGAGAGCCCUGCCUCUCCCGAGCCCACCGCGCACGCUGAGCCACACCGUGAGCGUGCCAUCCAUGAGACACUCCUCCACGUUCAAGUCUUUUGAGGAAAUGGUGGGCGGUGCGAAGAAGAGAAGAUGACUGGCAGUCCGGGACAUCCUGCUUCGAAAGAACACCCCCCCCCCAUCCCCCCGUUUUUCAUUUAUUUGGUUUGCCCGCGAAAUGUAAUCGGCCGCCAACGGUACCCUCAAAAAAAGAAAAGAUUUCAAAUGUUUAAUUUCAAGUGUCAUUGAAUGCAUCCCUGCUUUAUUUGCAUUUUGUUUUCUUCCCGUCUCCCAUGUGAAGUGAAUCACGGAAUUUCAGAACACGACACUAUAUUUUAUAAAUAAUAGAUGAGAAAGAUGACGGCUAUCUCUUGUUGGGUUUUUUUUUUUAUAUAACUCUUUACAACCACGAUAUGCAACAAAAUGAUAAUUAUUCGUAUCUUGUUAUAAUAGAAAAGAAGAGAAUAAUCUUUUGCUGUCCAGCAAGGUGUCUUUUUUUUUUUUUUAAUAAUUACUCUUUGAUUUGUUUUCCUCAUUCUUCCCUCCAUCCAUCCAUUUCGUGGCCCUGCUUAUCCUCAUGAUGGUUACAGGUGAGCUAGACAUUAACCAAGCUUAGUAUUUUGAUUAG
Molecule: messenger RNA, 1164 nt
Organism: Syngnathoides biaculeatus (alligator pipefish)
Lineage: Eukaryota; Metazoa; Chordata; Actinopteri; Syngnathiformes; Syngnathidae
Product: tumor protein D54-like
Exons: 9
Coding region: 85-633 (182 amino acids)
Cellular component (GO): cytoplasm
Source: RefSeq, a predicted model, not a curated record